AUGGGCGCGAAUCUACCUCUAUAUUUGGCCUUGCUGGCAGGCAUUAUCCCCUGGUCAACUGCCUCCUCCCCUCCCCUAAAUGCUCGAGACGAUGGCGCCUUCUCGCCUCCCUACUACCCAGCCCCUAAUGGAGGCUGGCUUUCCGACUGGGCUAGCGCAUACGAGAAGGCGCAGAAGGUCGUCAGUAACAUGACGCUGGCGGAAAAAAUGAACCUCACGACUGGGACCGGCAUGUACAUGGGCCCCUGUGCGGGCCAGACAGGAAGUGCGCUUCGGUUUGGUAUUCCGAAUCUCUGUCUGCAUGAUUCCCCGCUGGGCAUUCGCAACUCGGACCAUAACACGGCCUUCCCUCCUGGUGUUACGGUGGGCGCGACAUUUGACAAGGAGCUCAUGUAUCAGCGCGGCGUUGAACUCGGGGAAGAGGCCCGUGGCAAGGGUGUUAAUGUUCUCUUGGGCCCGGUCGUUGGUCCGACAUUUCGCAAGCCGAGAGGAGGCCGUGGCUGGGAGGGCUUUGGCGCGGAUCCAAGUCUGCAGGCCAUCGGGGGUGCGCUGACGAUUCAGGGCAUGCAGAGUACGGGGGCGAUCGCGUGUCUUAAGCACUUUAUCGGUAAUGAGCAGGAGAUGCAUCGCAUGAGCAGUGUUAUUACGCAGGGGUAUUCUUCGAAUAUUGAUGAUCGGACUCUUCAUGAACUCUACUUGUGGCCGUUUGCGGAGGGCGUUCGUGCUGGGACUGGGUCGGUGAUGAUGGCUUACAAUGAUGUCAACCGUUCAGCGUGUAGCCAGAACAGUAUGCUCAUUAAUGGCAUCCUCAAGGAUGAACUCGGCUUCCAAGGCUU
Molecule: messenger RNA, 836 nt
Organism: Aspergillus niger
Lineage: Eukaryota; Fungi; Ascomycota; Eurotiomycetes; Eurotiales; Aspergillaceae
Exons: 2
Biological process (GO): glucan catabolic process
Molecular function (GO): beta-glucosidase activity
Source: RefSeq, a predicted model, not a curated record